AGAAACCAGUCACCAAAUAAUACACGGACCUUCGAACCGGAAGCAAAUUUGUGGGGGUCAUGGAAACUUUGAAACGUUUUCUGUCGGAUGCACGCAUGUAAACAGAAGCUCUUGUUUAGUUGGUGUAAGACCAACAACAGGUCAUGCAUGCCUCUCAAGGGGGUACGAAUUUGAAACAUUAGUAUUGCAGUAAAUUAUUGAGCAAAAAUGUCUAUGGAAGAUCCGUUUUUCGUCGUCAAAUGUGAGGUCCAGAAGGCGGUGAACACUGCCCAAGGGCUGUACCAGAGAUGGAGCGAGCUGCUACAGGAUCCCAGUGGUACUUCCAAGGAGGAGGUGGACUGGACCACAAAUGAGUUGAGAAACAGUCUGCGGUCCAUCGAAUGGGACCUGGAGGAUCUCGAUGAGACGAUCAGUAUUGUUGAAUCAAACCCUAAGAAGUUCAAUCUGGACACAGUGGAGCUGACCAAACGGAAAGGCUUCAUCACAAGCACUAGACAAACUGUUAAGGAAAUGAAAGACCACAUGUCCAGUCCAACAGCCUUAGCCAUGUCAGACAAGAAAAAUAGACAGGCUCUGUUAGGGAACAGUGGGUCUCAAGGCCCAAUCUGGCAACCAGGACCUGACAAAUACACCCGUCUGGACCAAGAGCUACGUACGGCCAACUCCAUGUUCAUUGAUGAGCAGCAAACCCAGCAGCAGCUCAUGGCAGAGCAGCAGGAUGACCAGCUGGAGCUGGUGUCUGGGACCAUCGGGCUGCUAAAGAACAUGUCUGAGAGGAUUGGUAUGGAGCUGGAUGAACAGACCGUGAUGCUAGAUGACUUCUCCAAUGAGAUGGAAGGUACCCACUCCAGACUAGACAAUGUCAUGAAGAAGCUGGCCAAGGUCUCCAACAUGACCACCGGGAAUGUCAGACGACCUGGAGUCAUAAAGGGUCACGGCUGGAGAGGAAGGAAACGUACCCCCCCACACCCCAUCAAAUGGUUGCACCACCUUAUAAGGAAACACCCUCAGGAAGCUUUCAACAGGAAGAACUCAGGAGACAGGGAGUCAAAUGAAAUCUGGCCGUUUUUUUGUCAGGAUAUCCUGCCGGUUCUUUCCCCCCAGCCCCUAGACAAUGUGCCUGCCGGUACUUUCCCCCCGGCCCCUAGACAAUGUUCUUAGGGUUUUAUAUAGUAUUAUUCCCCUGCUAUUUUUUCCCCCCUUUGCAACAUGCCACUCCAGUUGCAACUUUAAAAUAUGAUUGAUUCAGGUUGAAAGACACGAUAUCCUUCAUAGAACAUAAAUUCCUCACAAUUGUAUGUAUUUGGACCUUUCAUGCCUUAAUAUGUCUGAAAUAAUUGUGUUAUUUAUUUUUACAUUUAAAAAAAAAACUGUAGAUCAAUUGCUCCUCACGUUGUUUGAUACAGUUCACCCUCUCUUUCUCUCUUCCCUUCUCUUGCAGACCGCCGACAGUGGUGUGCUAUCGGCAUUCUACUGGCCAUUCUGUUUGUGGUCAUCAUGCUCCUCUUAAUCCUAUGAUGACCGUCCACCACCACAACAACAGCCCUGUCUCCGUUUGACCAUAGGGAUGGACUUUACAUGGGGCUUGGGAAAACAUCAAGGUUUCCAUUGACAUAGGGAAAUGGCUAUCUACCCCAACCCUCUUUUUACUACAUACUGCUGAAUAUACAGCGAUUCUUCCGUAGCUGGUGCAAGUUUCUGCUCAAGCAACAUUCUCAGUUGUCAUUUUAGCACUAAACUUAAACCUUCAUUGGCAUCUCUAUGUAGGAUUUGGCCCUAUGUGAAUACUAGGCCACAAAAUAUUUUCCGGAAACCCAUUUGAGGUAAACCAGGGUGUAACCAGGGUCGUUGCAUACUCCUUGUGACAUUUUAGUGUUAAUAUUCAGAGAAUAAUGUAUGAAGAAGACUCCACUCCGCUUAUCUAAUCGUUAGUGUUUUUAUUUGAAAGGGGCUUGUCUAUCGUUUCUCGCUGGAAAAACCCCUACGGUUACCCGAUGCACUGUUGGCAUAAAACGUUUAUAUGUAUAUAUUAAACUAUAUAUAAUCUUAAUUGAAACAAAACACUGGAGUUCCCUAACAAGGAAAAUAAUAUAUAUUGCUAAGCGGGUAUACAUAUUACUAACCACACUAAAAUGGUUCACCUUAAUGUGUUAUUAUAUAUUUUUCUUAAUCUGUGUUCUUUCUUUUUGUAUGUGUGUAUUUUGGCGUGUAGGCUUAUACACGAUCAACAGGUGUUUAACACUCGCCUGCAAGAUCAAGUCGCUGCCUGCAAUACUGAACGUAGUGGAGCUUAUCCAUAGACAUCUGGAACAGGCCUCAAUCCUGAAUUUAUGUGUCUACCAUGAGCAGUCUUAUCUUGUACGUAAAGUGGCAUGAUCUAGAAGUCCUUCUACCACAUGUCUAUAUGUUUGGUAUCUUUCAGUCCGACAACAUUUCACCAUGAGGGUCAUUCUAAAGACUAUAUGCUUAUGAACAGUGUGUGACACACCCCCAGGUGUACUUGAAUCUAGCAUGUCAACAGAUCUAAAGUUGUUUAUCUCAGCGACUAAGGGUCAUGCAUUUGUUUUGGAAUGUGGUUAUGUGGUUUUUACAAGGCCUUUAUACCAAAGGCUGGUGUUUAAAAAAAAAAAACACUAAUUGAGAAGCCUGACCUGUGUUGUGGUUUAUCAGUGUUACAGGAACCCUGUUGUAAAAAUGAUUAAUGGGGGAAAUCAUUUGACUGUCAUGCCUGGAUCGUAUUCAUUAGGGUACUCCAUAGCAAAACAUUUUGCAACAGACUUCUGUUUGGUGCUUAAUGAAUACAGCCCUGGGUGUUGCAAUAAGACAGACUGAGAACAGAGAUCUGCAUAGCCAGUGCUGAUACUGUAGUAGGCUGAUGCUCUAUGUUAUGCUAGGGCUGGAAACUUAAUUUUGAUCUUGCUUCCCUGUACCUCGCCCCUACCUUGGGUUCCAGGAUAAAUUGUAAAUUGAGGGUUGAAUGAAUCUGCUAUGUGUGUUCCUAUACAGUUCAAGGAGAAUGAUACUGUUAUGUUAGUUAUCGUGGAAACCUGGCAUAGGCCUCAACUCAUUUGAGGACUUGAUAUGAAUGUAAUACAUUAAUUGACUGUAUUUUAGGUUGUACCACCUCAACCCACAAGUGACAGUAAAUCAAGACAGUCAAAUAAUGCAAUACACCAGAAUGAUCAUGUGAUGGUACUACUAUAUGAAAUAUAAUGGACACUAGUGAUCAAAUCUGAGUUCUGAAAACACUCCAGUCUUCUUUCAAAGGUUUUAUGAAGUUAGAAAGAAAUAUUGUAUGUCAAUUGUUUUUAUUAGUUGUUUAUUUAUUAUUUCAUGACGGUUAGUUAACUCAAGUUUACUGUAAUAGGAAUACAGUAUUGCAUUUAUAGUGUAUAUGACAUCAUUAGGUAGAAAACAUUUACUAACAUUUCUUUGUUUUCUUUUGGUCUCCUUUCUUUUUUUCUUUAAAUGGUAUCUUUUAAGCGUCCACACAUUUUCAGCAGUGUUAUAUCUGGUAGAAAGGGUGUGACUUGGUUGAAAAUAUUGGCAUUGAUUUCAGAUUAUGGAUAUUUUGAAAGAAUGACAAUGACCCAGACAAUGAUGUACCAUCUCAAAAUCACUUGUCAGUCACAAUUUUGAAUUUAUUGAAGUUGCAAGUAAUUGUGAUGCUGUAUUACGAUACAAAGUACCCUAAGUAUUAAAUACUGUACUUAAUGCACAGCAAAGUCACUGGUGAUAGGUGGAUGAGACCUAUUUGGUGUAUGUGAUAAUAAAUAGUACUGUUUGUGGAGAAUGGGUACAGUUCAUGACAUUGGAAGUCAUGAUUAGUGUUUGAUUGGAUUAAACAACUGUGUUCCCAUAGAGGAGGAGGCGAAGCGAGAUGUUUCACUCGCCAAAAUCUGAUUUAAGCUUGUCGCCCGCCUUUGGGACAACGACUGCCAUUUUUAGGGCAGAGACAUAAGCAUGAUCUCGUCAUCAUAUCAGAUGUCUGGUGUUCCUCUUGUUUGUGUAGUCAUGCAUCUGGAAUGUAUAAAAAUGCUUUUUACCCUUGAACUUUGACCUCAUGUCAUCGUAUCAUGGCUGUGUGUCUGUCCUGAAAAUAAAACAGCAAGCAGGAUGCUGCGAAGAUUCA
Oncorhynchus keta (chum salmon) is the source of this 4132-nucleotide messenger RNA. Its product is annotated as syntaxin-6-like. NCBI's taxonomy places the organism in Eukaryota, Metazoa, Chordata, Actinopteri, Salmoniformes, Salmonidae. The record is from RefSeq and is a predicted model, not a curated record. Gene Ontology annotation, cellular component: synaptic vesicle membrane; SNARE complex; endomembrane system. The transcript has 8 exons. Bases 208 to 1161 code for a protein of 317 amino acids. Gene Ontology annotation, biological process: intracellular protein transport; vesicle fusion; Golgi vesicle transport. Gene Ontology annotation, molecular function: SNAP receptor activity; SNARE binding.